Molecule: messenger RNA, 1004 nt
Organism: Panicum virgatum (switchgrass)
Lineage: Eukaryota; Viridiplantae; Streptophyta; Magnoliopsida; Poales; Poaceae
Product: thiosulfate sulfurtransferase 16, chloroplastic-like
Exons: 5
Coding region: 223-798 (191 amino acids)
Molecular function (GO): catalytic activity
Source: RefSeq, a predicted model, not a curated record
GGCGGUCUGGCCUGGGGGUGUCGACGGAGCGACGACGCCUCCUGGGUUCCUGGCCACCGGUAUUGGACUGCCGCCGCCGACCGCCGACCGGCGCCCCCAGAAGCAAAAAAACAUGCCGUGUGCGCUAAUUCCACCGGCCUCCGGCAGUAGUCACUACUGAUCUUGGAUCUCCAAUUUUAUCAAACAAAAUCUUGGAUCUUUAUAUUAUAUAUAUACAAGUUUAUGCGGCACAUCCUACCCCAUUGUUACCGGUCGCCAGUGAAUCAAUCGUCUGCUCCUCACAUCUCAGCGCGCCCCUGUUUCUUUCUUCGUGUCGCCUGUUCUUCCCCGUUCCAGCCUUCCAGAAUGAGGGCGGCCAUCGCGCUCGCGAUCUGCGCUCUGUCCGCGCUGCUGGUCGCGGCGCGCGGAUCGGAGAAGCCGGCGACCGCGCCGGUGGCGGCCGUCGACGUGGCGGCGGCCGGCGACCUCCUCCGCUCGGGCGGCCACCGCUACCUGGACGUCAGAACAGAGGAGGAAUUCAGGAUCGGACAUGUGAAGGAUUCCCUUAACGUGCCAUACGUUUUCUUCACUUCACAAGGAAGGGAGAAGAACCCCCAGUUCAUUGAGCAGGUCGCGGCACAUUUCGACAAGCAGGACAACAUAGUUGUGGGCUGCAAAAGUGGAGUAAGAUCUGAGCUAGCUUGUUUUGAUCUUAUGGCAGCUGGAUUUGGAAAUGUGAAGAAUAUGGAAGGUGGUUACGACGCAUGGGUGGAAAAUGACCUUGCUGUGAAGAAACCUCAAGCACAAGACGAACUAUAGCUGAUUCUAUUCUCCAGUUAUUCUUUUGCUUGAUGUGUAUUGUUAGUUUGUUGCUAUUGUAUGGUGGAUAAGUUGAAUGUAGGAUUCAAUGAACAAAACAUAUAGUCUGCUGUGAACAUUUAAAUUAUGUCGAAACUUCUUAACAAGAACAUGCUCCUUUACAAACAAGGUGGGAAUGAAUGAAAGUGGUUACAGCGUGCUAGCUA